CAUGAAUAUAUAAAUUUAUGUAUCAGUGUUUUUCAACAUUUUACGUUAAAACAAAGAGUAAUACGUCGUUUAAAUAUUGAUUUCAAUUUGAAUUUUUGUUUGUACUGAUUUUACGUAUCACACUCUGUUUUAUAGUACAUUUAUCCUAAACUGUCAAGUAUACACAUUUGACAGCGGUUCGAGCUACGCGAAGCGCAAAACCGCAAAAAUAAUUAAAUAACUAAAUUAAAUUAAAAUUGUCCUCCACGUAAUUUUGCCGCUAACACUUUUGCAGGAAGUCUGUCUACGCUCGUUGUAAAAUGAAGUUUCAGAACAGCGCGCGGUUGUAGAUUUGUUCAGGAGUUAUGUAAUUUUAAAUGUCAACUUACUCACACACAGAGUUCGAUUUUUAUUUCUCUGUUUUUUAUUUUUUAAACAUCGAACGCAGCGUGUAGAAAAAGAAAUCUCUCUAUAUCGUCAAUUCGCGCGCGGUUUUGUCAAUUAUUAGCAAGAAUUUAUGAAUUAGAAAGAAAGAGAAAGAGAAAGAGAGAGAGAAAAAGGACUCGAUUUGUUCGUACGCGCAAUUUCGCUAAAUUCGAUCGUCAUUAUGUAUCGCGUAUAUGUACCACGAGAUUGCAGCUCAUUAAAGCCGACAUCGAGGUCUCCCUCGCAGAGAGAGCAUCGAACAUAAUACGAUCUGUCCCUUCUCUUAUCUCUGGCUGCGACGAAAUUCGAAAUAACGGAAUUAGUCUCAGCGAAUUCAGGAAAUUACCUCCAUCGCCGUCGGUCGCGCCAAAGUUUUAAUUGUACUCACGAUAUGUACACGUCGGUACACUUGCGCGAGAACGUGAGUGCGAAUACGCGCGCGCGUGUGUGUGUGUGUGCGCGCGCGAUUGCAAUUACGUUCCUCGGUUUAAUGUAUAUGUAAAUAUAAGAUACACGCGCGCGAACUCUCCCCCUUAUAUUCGCUUCUCCUCGCUCUCGUAUAUAGAUAACAAUAACUUUAAAGACCCGAGUGCGAAAUUGCUCCGGUAGAUUUUGAUCCCGGAAUUCGCGCCGAGCUUUGUUCGCGCAAGAACGAUGGUGAAUAAGGUCGCACGCGUAUAAUUCAGAUCGCUUCUCAUUACUACACGGGAGUAUGUUGUAUAGGUGCAAAUUACGCUUUGAAUAAUUAAUUCGCAUUUUGAAUAUACAAAAAUUAUUAAUCUUGAUAAUUUGAAGAAAUUGAGAAAAAAAUAUCUUUUGACUGAGAAUCGUAUUUAUAUUUUUAAUUGUAUAGUCGAUCACGACUUCCCGAAUAAAUCUCGCGCGAUAUAUCAGAAGAAUAUACAAAACUGUGUGUAGAAGAUAAAUUGUCAGAAAACUUAUCUCUUUUAUUUGUCUGAUUAAGAAGUUCAUUGCACUCUCGUUGUUGCAAUAUCGAACGAUUUGUGCGUUAUAGAUUGCGAUCAAAUAAUUGAGCAACGGUAAUGAUAAAAUAAUCGAUUUACAGCGGACACGGUCAACAAUCGGUGUUCUCCGCGAGAGCGCCUGAAAUUAGCAUCCCCGCCUGGUUUUACAAGCAAGUAGUGAUAAGUAGGGAGUACGGCGCGCGUAUUAGUGACGUUAUAUCGUCUGAGAAAGAGACCAGAUCGCGGUAUCCUCUGCAGAUAGAAUCGAGUUACGAUCAUUCUCAUUCUCACACAGAGACGCCGCCGGAGUGUGUCAAAAUUUCUCGCUCUCUCCCUCCAGUCGCUUCUUCGUCAUUAAAAAGUCCGAGACGUUUGUGCUUGUGGUGUUGUGACUCGCAUUAACUUUACAUUCCGACAUGCCGGCAGACGAUUUUCGCGCAGGAUUGAAGCGAUGGGUACAAACCGAGGGCACUAUGAAGAAUACUCUCCUGACCGGAUUGGCGGAGCUGAUUGGUACAUCCAUGCUGGUAUUUCUGGGAUGCAUGGGUUGUGUCGGUAGCCUCGGCGUCCGUACUUUUCAUCUACAAAUAGCGAUAGCCUUCGGUUUGGCCGUUAUGGUUGUGAUCCAGUGCAUUGGCCACAUCAGCAGCGCCCAUAUUAAUCCAGCAGUCACUGUAGGAUCUGUCGUUCUCGGAAAGAAGACCCUUUUCGAAGCUUUAAUUUAUUUUGUGUCGCAGAUGAUGGGCGCUAUUUUAGGUUACGGUAUGCUAAAGGUAGUGACGCCGCAGCAUUACUUGACAUCCACCACGUCCGAAAAAUCCGAUAUAUUCUGCGUGACUAAUAUUCAUACCGAACUCUCUGCGAUUCAAGGCUUGCUCGUCGAGGGUAUCGCAACUGCAAUUCUCAUGAUGGUGGUGUGCUCCGUCUGGGAUCCGAGGAAUGAGAAAAACGGGGAUUCGGUGCCGAUCAAGUUCGGCUUCACGGUAACCGUGUUGGCAAUUACGGUUGGGCCUUACACCGGCUGUAGCAUGAAUCCAGCGAGGUCGUUCGCACCGGCAAUUUGGAACAACCAGUGGGAGCAUCACUGGAUAUACUGGUUUGGUCCGAUCGGCGGUGCCCUGAUUUCCGCGUUCGCGUACAGAACUAUUUUCGGCGUCUCUGAUGACAACGUUGAGGACGAAGAGCCUGCUCCCGACGAAACGGUCGCGCUCAACAGCGUGGAAACCCACAAGACGGAGCAAUCCUAAUUUUGACGGCUGUACAUGACCGAGGGAUGACGAGGCGAAUAAAGAAGAAUAAAAAGAAAAAAGAAAAAAAAACAUGAGAAUAUCAUUAAACCUUCGGAGAGAGAGACAGAAGGAUACAUGUGCUUUAGAAAAAAGCAUGGACGAUUCUCAGAUGAAAUUUCGAAGGUUCGAACUUCAAAAUUUAAUCAGGACGUGCAACGAAACACAAAAUUGUCUCGAUACGACUGUUGAAUGCAUUAGAUCAUUUGUCAACAUAGACUGAUGUUGCAUUGUUUCUGAGUGUUAACUUCAAAGAUGCGAUUACAUUCCUUCGACAAAAUAAACAACAGAUUAAACUUCAAUUGUGGAAACUCACACGUAGUUCAGUCAAGUUUUUUGUAUGUAAACUUUUAUUGUGUCUGACUAUCUUUUAUCGUGUCUACGUUAUGUGAGUUAUUAUUUUCAUUUAAUUAGAUAUGUAACUGUGCUCUAGUCUCGCGCGAUUGCGAUUACACUAAUUGAUGUAAAAAUGUGAAACUUAUUCCGGAAUAAGCUGCUAUACAUAUCCACUUUCUCUUUACAAUUACAGCGUACGUAUAUGUUUGUUAUAUUUAUUAUAUUUUAACAAAUUUAACAAACUGCGUUUAUUGUUUAAGUUUGUUAUAUUUUAAUUAUCUUAUUGUGCGUGUACAUAUGUGUAUAUAUAUAUAUGCACACUUGUUUUUAUCUGUUAUUUUACAUAUUCCACAAUUAAUAAAACUACAUUUUACUAUACUCUAUCAAGGUCCGAAGAGUAUACUUGCGUCAGCGAAAAUGGAUGUAACAGAUAAUUGUUUGAAGAAGCACACAUAUGUAAAAACACUGUAAUUAUACGACAUUCACUUAUGUUUGAACAAAAUUAACUUUUACCAAAUUAUCUUUCGCUACAAUACUUAUUUCAAUUCGUUCUUUCCGAUUCUCAAUUCUUACAUCAUUCUUGUAUAAGUGAUAGAUAUACAUAGUUACAGGCAAACCUAUCACGGACACAAUGUUGUCACGCAAUGUGUGACGAGCCGUUUUGUUUUUUACAUCAUUCGCUCAAUUAGAUAGAAUCGUAGUUGAUAACGCGUUUGUUAACUGCCCGAUUUGUCGAAAGCGAAAAUAUCGUUUUUCGAAUGGUGAACAAACGAACCGAUGACUUUUCAUGUAUCUAGUUUUUUGUUACGUAGGUAUGCAAAAUGUUAUUUGUUUCCAGUUAUGCGUGCACUGUAAAAUCAAAAGUGUGUAAACACGGAUAUUUUACACGAGAAUCUGCAAAAGAAAUUUGAAAAAAGACGUAAAUGUUGUACGAUUUAUAACAGAAAUUUACACAUGUUACAUGUAAAUUUACACAAUUUUGUAUGUUUCCGCUAUGAAUUGUGAUAUUGUAUAAUAGUGUGAACUUUUUGUACAGUGUACAUGGUUGCUCGAAACUAUUGUCAUAGCGAGAAAAGCAAUUUGUUCGUGUGAAAGAUAAUCCUUUUCCGCAAACGACGUCUUUUUUAACGACAGUUUCUUACUUCGUGUAAAAUAAAUAAUUACCUUUUCGCAGUUUUUAUACAUGUAAUUCAUCAAGAAAAGCGUAAAUAUACGUACAAAACGACA
Molecule: messenger RNA, 4219 nt
Organism: Pseudomyrmex gracilis
Lineage: Eukaryota; Metazoa; Arthropoda; Insecta; Hymenoptera; Formicidae
Product: aquaporin AQPcic-like
Exons: 5
Coding region: 1787-2617 (276 amino acids)
Biological process (GO): transmembrane transport
Cellular component (GO): plasma membrane
Molecular function (GO): water channel activity
Source: RefSeq, a predicted model, not a curated record